AUGCUUGUGACCAAAGUUCUCGUGAUCUGCUCCACCUCUUCCGGAACGUGCACACUGAUCCUGAGCUCGAAACUAUAUGUUUCUGGAUAUGAGACAUUGGACAUUGUCCCCAUGUACGUCCGGCAAAAUACCGUAUACGGGCCCACCUUCACCGACGCUCCUAGAUCCGACGUCAAGGAAGUCAUAAUUCUCAGUGACGACCGCGCGGAAGUUGUAAUACACGUCGCCAUCAAGUCCGUCACAGCUUUGAAGAUUCGGCUGUCAGUGCUCCCGUAA
This is a messenger RNA of Marchantia polymorpha subsp. ruderalis, 276 nucleotides long. The record is from the annotation of a GenBank genome assembly. Lineage: Eukaryota; Viridiplantae; Streptophyta; Marchantiopsida; Marchantiales; Marchantiaceae.